Messenger RNA from Cherax quadricarinatus, 2668 nucleotides. It is a transcript of the gene Taldo, whose product is annotated as transaldolase. The record is from RefSeq and is a predicted model, not a curated record. Gene Ontology annotation, biological process: pentose-phosphate shunt, non-oxidative branch; carbohydrate metabolic process; pentose-phosphate shunt. Gene Ontology annotation, cellular component: intracellular anatomical structure; cytoplasm. NCBI's taxonomy places the organism in Eukaryota, Metazoa, Arthropoda, Malacostraca, Decapoda, Parastacidae. Gene Ontology annotation, molecular function: transaldolase activity.
AGGCAGAGAAGUGGCAGGUGGUGAAGGCAGUGACAUAUGGAGGUACAGGAGUGGCAGGUGGAGGAAGUAGUGAUAUAUGGACGCUGAGUGGCAGGUGGAGGAGGUAGAGAGACAUGGAGGCAGUGAGUGACAAAUGGAAGCAGAAGUGGCAGGUGGAGGCCGCUUGUGUAAGAGACGUCACAGGUUGACCAUCAAGGCCUCUCAAGGUGAAAAGUCUCGAAUCUGGUGAAGGACUCUUCAACCGAGGAAUUGGAGCUACCCUCCUCUUACUUGUCUCAGACCUACUCACCUACCAUUCCCCAGGCGAUGUAAGGCCCAGGAUUAUAGAACUACCCCACGAAUAUGAUAAUAAUUGUGGAUUAUAGUGGCGUGAGUGCCCGCCCCUGGACGGUGGUGCCACCAGCGGCCGCUGCCUCAACCACUCAGUUUGUGGUUUGUGGGAGGCUCGCGGAGGCUGACGUCACGGUGAAAUCAAUAUAUAAAGGAAGUCACGGUCGCUUACGAUGUCAGAGUCACCUACGAAGAAGGGCAAGAUGGCAACGUCGCUGGAGCAGCUGAAGGAGAUGACGGUGGUUGUGGCAGACACCGGGGACUUUGAGUCCAUGAAAAAAUACAUGCCGACAGAUGCCACCACAAACCCCUCACUCAUUCUCCAGGCAGCCAAAAUGCCCCAGUAUGAGUCUCUUAUUAAUGAAGCUGUGGAAUAUGGCAUGAAAAAGGGACAUAACAAGGCUGAAAAGGUUACCCAUGCAAUGGACAAGCUAUUCGUUUUGUUUGGCUGCGAAAUCCUUAAGAUUGUCCCUGGGCGCGUAAGCAUUGAGGUUGAUGCACGACUGAGUUUUGAUAAAGAAGCCAGCAUCUGCAAGGCCCGUAGAUUCAUCUCCAUGUUUGCUGAAGAGGAAAUCGACAAGGAGCGCAUACUUAUUAAACUGGCUUCUACCUGGGAAGGAAUUCAGGCAGCAAAGGUUCUUGAGGAAGAGUAUGGAAUUCACUGUAACCUGACAUUGUUGUUUGGUUUUGCUCAGGCUGUUGCCUGUGCUGAGGCGGGCGUGACGCUUAUAUCUCCUUUUGUUGGACGUAUCCUCGAUUGGUAUGUGGCAAACACAGAUCAAAAGACAUUUGAGGCCCAUGAUGAUCCUGGAGUGAAAAGUGUCACUCGCAUUUACAACUAUUAUAAAAAGUAUGGCUAUAAGACUGUUGUAAUGGGAGCGUCAUUCAGGAAUAGUGGUGAGAUUCGUGAACUAGCUGGCUGUGAUCUACUGACCAUUGGGCCAAAAUUCUUAGAGGAGCUCCAGAAUUCAACAGAACCUAUCACACAACACUUAUCAGAGGCCAGUGCUAAAAAACAUGACAUGGAGAAGGUAGAGAUGACCGAAGCCAAAUUCCGUUGGGAGAUGAAUGAAGAUCAGAUGGCUAAUGACAAACUGUCUGAUGGAAUCCGCAAGUUUGCUGCUGAUGCAGUAAAACUGGAGAAAAUGCUUUUGGAGAAACUUAAGUAAUAAGUGCAAUAUAUGUCAUUGUUCCUGCUUUUUUUUUCUUUCUUUUUAAGCUGUAGGUGUCAAGAUGCUUUGCUCCUUACAGUGAGAAGCUGUGAUAGGUACUUGAAGCUGCACUUAGCAGUUUUGAAAUAAACAUUCUAUUUUGCCAUUCCAUACCAAGUUGUUAAAGCGAUUAUUUUUUCGUUGUCUGGGUUGGGGUUUGUUGAUGUUACAUAAGUGGGAUGCUUUAAAACCCCAGGAUGGAAAAUUAUAAUUAUCUCUGUUUAUAUAGUAGCCACAUUGUUACGAAUUAGUGAUGAAAAACUGUUAGUAAACUAUGGGAAAUAAAUGAAGUUAAUUAUUUAAUCAUUGUUAGUCGAUUAUUAUGAUCAGAACUAAGCAUAAACCCACAAGUCAUAUAUUAGGUGAUUGAGAGUUAAUACUUGUUACAUAUUACCAGAAUGUUAAACAGUAUAGUUAAUUUAGAGUAUCAGUAUCUUCUCUAUUGGAAAUAUAUUUAAUGUUCAUUUUGGGGAAUGGGGUCUCCCUGCUUUGGUGGAAGAUGGCCAGUGUUAAAAAAAGUUUCCUCUCAUGUUAGUACAUAUAAUGUUCAGUGGAUGGCAAUGCCUUUCUUCAGUACAGGUUCGCCAUCACUAAUCUGGCAAUCAGUUAUCCGGUUCCAUCAGUAAUCUGGCACUAAUUUCGGCUAGCAUAAUUUCAAAUUUCAUCUUUAUACUGAAUCAGAAAUUGUGCAAAUGGUUGUAAAUCCACAGCAGCAAGCCAGUGGAGAAGAAAGCAGUGAUGAAAAUGAGAAAGAUGUAGCAGAAGAGUCUAUAAUAGGUCAAUUAAGUAUAUUCUAACCUAACGACUCUGUAAUCCAGCACACCACAGGUCCCAAUGAUGCCGGAUUAGUGAUGGCUGACCUGUACUGUAAUUUGUAUUAACUUGGCUAAAGGCAUACUAACAAGAAAUUAAUAUUUUACACAUGAAAUAUUGUUGACACCUUAAUGCUGUUGUACUUUUUUAAAUUUAUAUUGUUGUGAAUUUUGUCAGUUCAUAUUGAUUUUAUAUAGCUGUUAUAUUUAUUGAAUUGAACAGUACAAUUUUUAAUAAGCAUGAUGCAGAUAAAAUUACACAUGGAGUAUUAUUUCCUGUACACAAGUGUUGCACAUUAAAGAUGAUAAACUUUA